GGCACCUCGGGGGCGCAGUAGGUGGCUAGUCCGGCCGAGGUCUGAGGGACGCGGGGCCGGCCUGGAGCGCCAUGAGCAGCCCGGAUGCGGGAUACGCCAGUGACGACCAGACCCAGAUUCGGAGCGCGCUGCCCCCGGUGAUGGCGGGGCUGGGCUCCUGUCCGUGGGCCGAGUCGCUGAGUCCCCUUGGAGACAUGAAGGUGAAGGUCGAGGCGGCGUCGGGCAGCGGCGCGCCAGCCGGGAGCUCAGGCCGGGCCAAAGGCGAGUCUCGCAUCCGGCGGCCGAUGAACGCCUUCAUGGUGUGGGCGAAGGACGAGCGCAAGCGCCUGGCGCAGCAGAACCCAGACCUGCACAAUGCCGAGCUGAGCAAGAUGCUGGGUAAAUCGUGGAAGGCGCUGACGCUGGCAGAGAAGCGGCCGUUCGUGGAGGAGGCCGAGCGGCUGCGGGUGCAGCACAUGCAGGAUCACCCCAACUACAAGUACCGGCCACGGCGCCGCAAGCAGGUGAAGCGGCUCAAGAGGGUGGAGGGCGGCUUCCUGCACGGCCUUGCGGAGCCGCCCGCCGCGCUGGGCCCCGAGGGCUGCCGCGGGGGCGCAGACGGCCUGGCCCUGCCCUUCGAGCAGGCUUUCCCCGCCGGCCCGCCACUGCUGCCCCCGCACCUGGGCGCCCACUAUCGCGACUGCCAGGGCCUCGGCGCGCCUCCCCUGGACGGCUACCCGCUGCCCACGCCUGACACGUCCCCGCUGGUGGACGGCGUGGACCCCGACCCAGCCUUCUUUGCUCCGCUGCCCGUGGACUGCCCAGGGGGUCCGGGCGCCUACAACUACCCGCAGGCUGCGGACUACGCAGGGCCCCCCGAGCCCCCCAGCGGACCCCUGCACGCGCGCCUGGGCCCGGAGCCCGCGGGCCCCGCGCUGCCAGGCCUCCUGCCACCCCCCGGCGCCCUGCACAUGUACUACGGCGCUCUCGGCUCCCCGCCGGCCCCGGGAGGUCCGCGCUGCUUCUCGAUGGCGCCCCCGGCCCCCGCUGGCCCUGGGCAGCCAUCGCCCCCUCCGGAGGCGCUGCCCUGCCGGGAGGGCGCAGACCCUGGCCAACCCGCUGAGAUUCUUGGGGAGAUGGAUCGCACGGAGUUCGAACAGUACCUGCACUUCGUGUGCAAGCCCGACAUGGGCCUCCCGUACCAGGGCCACGACACCGGGGUGACUAUGGCGGACAGCCACGGGUCGCUGUCCUCCGUGGUGUCCGACGCCAGCUCGGCGGUCUACUACUGCAACUACCCGGACGUUUGA
Messenger RNA from Elephantulus edwardii (Cape elephant shrew), 1289 nucleotides. RefSeq names its product SRY (sex determining region Y)-box 17 (gene SOX17). The transcript is spliced from 2 exons. Gene Ontology annotation, biological process: anatomical structure morphogenesis; positive regulation of transcription by RNA polymerase II; heart development. Gene Ontology annotation, molecular function: DNA-binding transcription activator activity, RNA polymerase II-specific; RNA polymerase II cis-regulatory region sequence-specific DNA binding. The record is from RefSeq and is a predicted model, not a curated record. Lineage: Eukaryota; Metazoa; Chordata; Mammalia; Macroscelidea; Macroscelididae. The coding region runs from base 72 to 1289 and encodes 405 amino acids.